AUGGGCGGGAGGGAUUCACUUUCCUCAUCAUGUUCCAAAAUUUGUCCUAAAGAUAUCUGUCGGGCGAAUGAGAACAGCAACGUGAAAACUCCCCUGAAACGUGUUCGAUCCGUUAAUUGUUUCGCUCUCAUGGAAGGUGAAGAGGAGGAAAUAAGAAGUGCACUGCAGAUAACAAACACGAACGCAUCGGACGAGGAAGUCGUUAAUGACAACUCUCAGUUGCAAACGAUUGCCGCAGAUUGCGACCAAUUCAAAGGUCGGUUCGGUUACAAUUAUUACGAUGUUACAAAUGUGGAGACAGACUUCCCGAUAGCUUACAGCAUUGUUUUCCACAAAAACCCAGCUCAACUAGAGAGACUCUUACGAAAUAUUUACAGAAGGCACAACGCCUACUGCAUCCACGUUGAUUUGAAGGCAUCGAGUGAAGUUUACGAGACGGUGAAGAUGAUAACGGAGUGCUUCGAUAACGUCUUUUUAUCGAAGGAACGUGUGAAUGUCAUCUACGCAAGUUUCGCGAGGUUGCAGGCCGACCUGAUCUGCAUGUCCGAACUGUUGGACUUCAAAGUGAGGUGGAAGUACGUCAUCAAUCUUACCGGACAGAUGUUCCCACUGAAAACUAACCUGGAAAUCGUUCGAAUACUUGAAAGCUUGAAGGGCAGCAAUGACAUCGAAUCUUUUUCGUGGGGCUAUUCGCUCAAUUUUAAUGAUCGUUUCAAAUACGUCUACAAAAUUAUAAACAACAAUAUAGAACAAACAAAAGAACUUAAAGAAAAACCACCAUUCCAUAUUAGACUUCAAAAAGGAAGUGUAUUUGGCAGUUUCAAGAAGGAAUUUGUUCGUUUCGUCUUCAUGAACAGCAGAGUUCGAGUCUUUUUGAAAUGGUUGCAAGAUGUCUACAGUCCCGACGAAUUUUUUUGGGCAACCAUAAACAACCGCCUGACCAACCCAAUUUUCAACGCGCCAGGUUAUAAAGUAAUUCAUUGUGGAUACAACAGAGCUUCUGAGAGAGUUCCAUGGUUGUCAACGUUUGUUAGCUGGGCGCCUCCAAGCACCUGUAGUGGAAAGAUUGUCAGAUCAUAUUGCAUUUUUGGCAUCGGUGACCUCCAAUCUCUGGUCUACCGCAACCACCUCUUUGCAAACAAGUUUUACAUCGACUACCAAACUCUUACCAUCGACUGUUUAGAAGAAUGGUUGCACAAUAAAACUGUCUACAAACCGUUGCUGCCUAUGCAUAUGUUUAGAGAGAAUCGUUAUUUUUUAUAA
Helobdella robusta is the source of this 1263-nucleotide messenger RNA. RefSeq lists its product as hypothetical. Gene Ontology annotation, cellular component: membrane. Gene Ontology annotation, molecular function: acetylglucosaminyltransferase activity. Lineage: Eukaryota; Metazoa; Annelida; Clitellata; Rhynchobdellida; Glossiphoniidae. The coding region runs from base 1 to 1263 and encodes 420 amino acids. The record is from RefSeq and is a predicted model, not a curated record. The transcript is spliced from 2 exons.